UAUAGGUCAGUCUCAAACCUUUGGCACCACCACCAGCACAAUGUUCUUCCUGAAGCUGUCUCUGCUCACCGUGCUAAUUGCAGCUCCUGGCUUGGUCACUUCUACAGAGAAUGUGAUCACUUGCGAUGGCAAUGUCCAGCGCCUCAGUUGUGAUAUCGGACUGAUAAGCGUGCAGUCUGCUGUAUACGGCCGAACAGAUAGAAGCGUCUGUAGUGCUGGUCGCCCUCCUUCUCAGAUCCAGAACACCGACUGCAUUGUGAACAUUCCCCUUAUCUUUGAGAGGUGUGAUGGGCAGAUUGCAUGUGAGUUUAAGACCGACACGAUUGGCAGCCCUGACCCAUGCGUCGGAACUUACAAAUACUACAACACCACUUACAACUGCAUCCAAGCACGUAUCAGCAUGACGUGUGAGGGCAGUUUCAGCACACUGGACUGUGGAAACGAUGUGAUUCAGAUCAUCAGUGCUAACUAUGGCCGCACUGAUAGGGCAAUCUGUUCAAACGGACAACCCAGCAGCUUGAACGAGAACACCGACUGUCAUGCUCCUGACACGCUUACUAGUGUGGUUGCGCAGUGCAAUGAAAGGAGAAGUUGCAUUCUGGAAGCUUCAAAUGCCAUCUUCACCGAUCCUUGUGUUGGGACUUACAAGUAUCUGGCUGUCUCUUAUUUCUGUCGCCCUGCUCAGACCAGUGUGACCUGUGAAGGCAGUACUGCUGUGCUGACAUGUGGAGUUGGUGUUCUAAAAAUCCAUAGUGCUAACUAUGGUCGAACUGAUUCCACUACGUGCUCUGCAGGACGACCCCUCAGGCAGAUCACCAAAACCGAUUGCUUUGCAACUACCUCCUUAUCUGAAGUUGCAAAAAGAUGUAAUGACAGGGGCAACUGCACAGUUCCUGCCACAAACGAUGUCUUCACUGACCCCUGUGUGGGCACCUAUAAGUACCUGAGCAUUGUAUAUUCCUGUGUGGUUAAUGAUGGCUUUCUCUCUCUUUUUCAGCUGUCCAAUGAAAGUGACACUAACAGAUAAGGGACAAAAAUAAGAACAGUGUGACCUCUUGUGCUCUGUGAUAGAAUGAAAUUCCUUAAAAUGUAAUAAAUGCUGAGCCUGCAGUGAAAUGCGAGAAAAUAAAUUACUGGACUCCU
Messenger RNA from Colossoma macropomum (tambaqui), 1143 nucleotides. Its product is annotated as rhamnose-binding lectin-like. The record is from RefSeq and is a predicted model, not a curated record. NCBI's taxonomy places the organism in Eukaryota, Metazoa, Chordata, Actinopteri, Characiformes, Serrasalmidae. Gene Ontology annotation, molecular function: carbohydrate binding. The transcript has 11 exons. Bases 41 to 1027 code for a protein of 328 amino acids.